AUGCCAAUUUUUGUAAAAAAAAAAGAAAUUAUGGACUACCAAACUCAAUUAAAUAACUUUUUAAAAAAGACAAGAUUUAAUCUUUUACAAUUUGAUAUUCAAAAUAACAAUAAUGACCCAAAAAAUACUCUAUACAAAGCAAAUUUAAAAUUAAUAAUUGAAAAUAAACCAUUAUGUGGAGAAUCAAAUUGGGAAUCAUCAAUUGAAGAAGCAAAAAAUCAAUGCUCUAAAAGAGUAUAUGAUUUUUUGAUUUCUGAACCUCAUUUUGAUAUAAAUAAACCACCAGAAAUAGAACCAUUAUUAAAGAAAAGAAAUAUUUUAUUUUUUUCAAUAAUUCUUAACUAUAUUUUAUUUAUUGUUAAUUUCCCAAAAGGAGUUUAUUUCUUUCUACCAUUUUUUAUAUUAAUCUCAAUAUUUUUGAUAGUACCUUGGAUAUUGUAUGGAAACAAGAGAAUUUUAAUGAGCACUGGAAAUAGGGUGAUUGUUAGAACUGAUAAAUCAUAUGAAACAUUUAUUUUACCAAUUAAAUAUGUAAAUCAUAGAGAUCUCGUAAUAGAUAUCUCAAAUGGUAAUUCUGAAAAUCAAGAUAUUGACCAAUUAAACUUUUUAGCAAUUGCAAAGAAUAAUAUAAUAUUAAAUUUAAUUCAAACUCAAGAUAUUGGUAAUGAAAGUCCAAUUUAUAAAAUUGUUCCAGGUUGUGGACAUAGAGUAAGAAAGUCAUCAGGAGGAUCAUAUUCAUGUUUAGUAAAAAUAAUAAAAAAUGGUAAACAGUUAUAUUAUCAUAGUACUGAUGUUUCAGAGGAUUCAUUUUUUCAAACUUCAAUACCAAUUUUCAAAGUUAUGUCAAAAAGUGGAGUUCAUUACUUUCCAGAACAAUACUCAAAACCAAUUGAAAUGAAUUCUUUUGAAAGGUAUCAAACUAUAAUUUCAAUUUUUUACAAUUAUUUAAUUUGUUUUUUUUAUUUUUAG
Molecule: messenger RNA, 969 nt
Organism: Dictyostelium discoideum AX4
Lineage: Eukaryota; Evosea; Eumycetozoa; Dictyosteliales; Dictyosteliaceae
Exons: 3
Coding region: 1-969 (322 amino acids)
Source: RefSeq, a predicted model, not a curated record